AUGCAAUAUGGUUGCGGUAUUCGAUUAUCCUCUAUUUAUCACUCAUUUAAAGUGCCUGAUGGUAGGUCUUCAAUAUGGCGACCUUAUUUUUAUUCACUUGUAUACACUUUAUUAAGUGGUUUAGUUGUCUCUUACUUGAAAAAAUAUUUUCGAUGGUGUGAAUUUAAUGCUGUUGUACCGACAGUAGCUUAUUUCACAAAUGAAAGUUGGAAAAAGCUGAGUACUGAUUUUAUCACUGAUUUAACUAAAAAUAAUAUAAUUCAAAAUAAAAUCAAUAAUAAUUCAAUGUCAUUAAUUUAUCCAAAUGAAACUAUUAAUAAAACAUAUAUAUUAGCACAUAGUAUUGGACGUUUAUCUAUGAAACCUUUUGGAAAAGGUUUUCGUUUAGUUAUCAAUGCUAAUUAUCAUUUAUUAUCAUUAAAAAAUUUAAUCAAUCAAACAGAAUUAAAUUCAAAUAUUCAAUAUUCAAUUCAAUCUUGUUUAAGUCUUAAUCAACGUUUAAAAUUAAAUAAUGGUUUAUUUGAAUUUUUUAGAAAAUUAAAAGUUGAAUUACCAGGUAUUUAUGCACCAUCUUUAUUAUCGACAAAAUCUGCAUUUAACACUUUAUUAUCAUUUCGUUCACUUGUUUAUUCAAUAGGAUUUCGUCGAUUUUGGAUUGCAAAAUUAGAUAUUUUGGAUUUUUUUAAUCAAAUUAUUCAUUCUAAAUUAUUAGAAGUUUUUUCUAAUACUUUAAAUGAAGUCAGCAAUUAUAUGUAUCCUACACCAAAUAUACAUUUCCUUGUUCGUGAAUUGGAAUGGUUUUUAAAAGAAUCCAUUAUUUCUAUUGAUGGAAAAUUAUAUUCGUUCAUCAAAGGUAUUCCUCAAGGAUCGUGUAUUAGUUCAGAUUUGGCUAAUAUAUAUUUAGCUCAUUUGGAUCGUGAAUUACAUAGAACACAAACUAUUCUUUGGUCUCCUCAUAAAUUCCUACAAAAUGAUGUAUUCAAAACAACAGAUAUUCAUUUGAAUAAAUGUUCAACUAUUCUACGUUAUUUAGACGAUUAUCUGUGUAUAUCAACAUCUAAAAUUGAAUUGCAAAAUUUAAUAAAGAAAAUAAACACUUCACUUAACUGUUAUGGAUUAUUAUUAAAUGAACAAAAAUUGCAAACUAAUUUAUAUGAUUCAAAUGUCCCUAUAAAGUGGCUUGGGAUUGAAGUACAUUCUAGUUUAGCAAUAACUUUACCUAAAAAUAAUAGUCCACCAAGAUUUUGUCGAUUUUCUGGUCAAUCGUUAUCAGCCAAUGAUUGCAUGAGACGAUUAUGUAAAUUUCGUCUUCAUUGUCCAACUUGGCGUUUCACUUUCCACAAGAUAAUCUAUAAUACUAACAUUAGGCAAAAUGUAUUUAUUUGUAAAAAUGCAAAUAUCGGAAAAACAGAUUAUUUGUUACAGAUCAACGCUCAUCGAUUAGGCAACAGAAUAGCUGAUAUUGUAUGGAUAUCUUUAAAAACUUCACCGGAAAAAUAUAGAUUACUUCAACCUUCUAUAUCUCGAAGACUAGCAAAGGUAAUAUUUAGAUGUAUAUCUGUAAAUAUUGGCUUUAAUCGUUAUUGGUUAUAUCAUUUAACUGUGAAUAGUUUUAUUAAACGUUUACUUCCACAUAAAGGUGAAUUAAAAUGGUUAAUUAUUUGGAUGCAACAAUUUAAUCAUUUAAAUUUUAAAAAAUGAUUUUUUUAAAUUUAUAAUAAAAAAGAAAAUAAUUACUAGGUAAUUAUUUAUUGUAAACAAAAUAAAUUUUCUGAUUUUAUUUUAUAAUAAGGAUAAUUGUUUUUUUAUUUUUGAAGACAUUCAAUCAAACAGAUAGUUGUUGUCAAUUAUUACACAACAUUAUGAUAUUGUAUAGUGUAUAUAUUUUUUCUUGCAUACGCAUUAUAUUUCUCUGUUUGUUUUGUCUAUUUUUUUACACUGAAAUAACUUUCUAAAUAUUAUUAAUCGAAUCAAAAGUUGAUUGAUGUUAUUUUAAUAUAUAUAUUGAGUAAUAUACAGGAUACCAAUCCUAAUAGUGUUUUCAGUUUAAAUAAUAAUGGUUUAGAGUAGUUGGAUUGGGAUCAUGAACCGAUUGAUGUUUGAUCACCAUUGAAAACCUGGAAGCACUAGACGGCCGUUUCGUCCUAUUUUGGGACUCCACUUACGGGAUUCGAACCCAGGGCCUUCAGUCUCGUGCGCGAAUGCUUAACCUACUGGACCAGUGAGCUGGUAUCCAACGGUGUUAAUGUCUAAUCUCAACUAAUCCACGAAAUUACGCGACCAUCUUCAAUUGUACUGAGGUAGAUACCUGUCUCUACCCGACACAGAUUAUCUUCAUGAUCUCAAUCAAAAACUUAAUAAUCUCCACAACCCCUAUACUGAUAGUUAGAGAAUUUAGUUCUUGAUCAGUCUUGAUUGGCAUAUAUUCAUCUUGAGGGACUGCUUUGGUAUAGCCAUUAUAACACAAGUUUAGAUGGAAUAGUUGGAAUGCGGUGACAUUAAAGUGAUCAGCACAAGAUGUACAUAUUACUAACCAAGAUUGGUUGAAUUUCAGUCGAAAUAUCAACAACGGCUUAUUCCAAACCAUUAAAAAAAACUAAAUUCGAAUUCAUUCUCAAUGUACAAAGGAGUGACUGUCGGGACUUAAGAACUAAAUUGGUAACUCAUUGCCGUCUUAAAGAACGGUAUUGGGUUUAAGUCCCACAGUGAACAUUAACUCUGUAUUGCAGUUGUAUCCAGCUGAUGAGUCUUAGUCAAAUCACCCUGCAGUUAGGUCACUCAAUAUAGAACAGGUCAUCAAUCCCUGUCAAGGACAACCAACACGUAUAUCAUGAACUGACGCACACAAUCGUGGUCUCGUUAUCUUCUCCGUACUCAUUCUUACUAAUAUAUUUCCUUAAUAACGUCCUUUGUGUUAUACGGUCUUCAAAGCAGCCAUAAUACUUUGGUACAUCAAAGGAGUAAUCCAAGUUAGAUUUUGACCGCAAAGUGUAACUUCGAAAAUAGCUUUUGGUCACACCAUUAUCGUCUAACUCGAGUAUUCUUCCAAUCAUUCGACAUAGGUCAUCUACGUUGGCGAUUCACAGUAUAGUACACAAAAUGCAUAUUACUAUAUUUAUCUUUGAAAUUUCGAUAACUAUACAUCUUCAGUUUUUCCCGCAACACGAUUGUGAAGAAUUCAUUUGUAUGUGCCGGUAAGAAUAUAUGAGAGAAUUCUCCCGUGUGUCCUUUACAUUUAGCUAUUUGCUUGUUGUUUUUUUAUAUACAUCGUUUCCAUACUUGGUCUGUCUGCGAUUAUUAUUACGAUAUUCUUUACAACAUCUGAAUUGUAAGUCACUCCUUAUUGAUGUUAGCUCUUUUAACAACCGCUUUAUCCUUAUUUUAUUUGACAGUGAUUUAAGGCUGUUGCCGUGACGUAUUGCAGUACUUCUGUAGUUGUCUUGAGAACUGAUCGUUCCUGUUAAAAAGUAGGCAUGUUCUCCGCUUCCCUCGUGGACGUUCGAAUACAGAAAUCGAUUAAUAAUUAAGUUUCUUGAGUAAUUAUUUUAUAGCUGGUUGCUCAUCUUUGAAGUAAAUUGGAAUUAUCUAUUAUUUUCUUUGGUUGAAAUUUCGCUCCUCUGCUGAUGAGCUUUUUUUUAUUGUAAUUAUUAGAUUUUACUGAGUGUCCUGCAUUUGCUGAUAAGGCCUUCUUCAAGCACUACUAGUUUUACUUGAGUUUACAUUUUUUAUAACAAAAUCACUAGUGUACGUCUUUGAAUAAGCAUAUUUGAUUUAUUUAAACUCAGAAACAAUCAACUGUGUAGACAAACAGGAAGUACUCCAACUCUAGAUUUGAAAGGCUGUUUGAAGAAGCUCUGUAUUCUUUCUCUAGUUGUUAACCCAAUGAUUGGGUCUGUUAAGUUUGAUUCGUGAAUGAAUCCCCAAAAUAAACAGACUUGUAUGCCUCAAAGUUGUAUUUGCCGACAUGGAAAAAUAUCACUGACAUAGUGUUCCAAAUAUAAAAAUUACAAGAAACAUUAAACAGGAUGUUAUCGUGCACAAAUGAAAUAUCAGAAAUCAUUUUCACAGUUUGCUACUAUGAAGCUGACUGGAAUGUCUAGAAUGAACACAGCCAUCCACCAUACUUCACUGAAGUGAUCAUGAAACUUCACUACUUCGUCGACACUGGCGUAGAAGUUGGCGUUCUUCCGGAAAAUCUAAAAUGCCGCUGCACGAAAUCAUUUUCCACUUACAUACGGCAAAUGAGAUACCGAUUGCUGCGUAUGACAAAAGAUAUAUGUAUCUUAACGUGGAUUUACGCAAACCUAUUUGCAAGAUUUGUGUUGUUGCAGAUGUUUCAAUGCCACUUAUUGGUGUAAACCUGCUACAACACGAUGAUCUAAUUGUCGACAAGCGAACGAAGAUUAUU
Messenger RNA from Schistosoma spindalis, 4408 nucleotides. NCBI's taxonomy places the organism in Eukaryota, Metazoa, Platyhelminthes, Trematoda, Strigeidida, Schistosomatidae. The record is from the annotation of a GenBank genome assembly.